Messenger RNA from Diospyros lotus (date-plum), 1238 nucleotides. RefSeq names its product probable enoyl-CoA hydratase 1, peroxisomal. The record is from RefSeq and is a predicted model, not a curated record. The transcript has 3 exons. Bases 235 to 1110 code for a protein of 291 amino acids. Lineage: Eukaryota; Viridiplantae; Streptophyta; Magnoliopsida; Ericales; Ebenaceae. Gene Ontology annotation, cellular component: peroxisome.
UCGAGAAGAGAGCUAUGUGAAGGACAAGAGGAGAGAAGAGAGCCAUGUGAAGGUCUGGAAAGCAGUUUUGGAAGAUGGCGUUAAUUGUUGCCGUUAAGUUGAAGAUGCAGCAAAUUUGAUUGGGUUUAAUUAUUUGAUGACGUGGCAAUUUCUAAUUGGAGGGGCAGCUAAUGGGACAGACAGCAGAUCUCGGCUCCCUUGUCUCACGCAGCAAGAUAACGUCCACGUCAGGAGAUGGCAACAGCGCCCCUGUCUGUCUUUAUAUGGGGAGCUCUUAUGGGAGGGGGAGAGAGAGAGGGAGAGCCGGACGCAAUGGACAGAGCGGCGCCAGAGGAGCUAAUUCUCUUAACGCGCGAACCAGACGGUAUAGCGCACGUGACUAUCAACCGUCCGAAGCUGCUGAACUCACUGACCAGGCCGAUGAUCGCCGAUCUGGCUCGGGCGUUCAAGUCGCUCGACGCCGACGAUUCGGUUCGGGUUGUGAUACUGUCGGGGUCGGGCCGAGCGUUCUGCGCCGGCGUGGACCUGACGUCGGCGGAAGAUGUGUUCAAGGGAGACGUGAAGGAUCCGGACUCCGACGCGGUGCUCCAGAUGGAGCGGUGCCGGAAGCCGAUAAUCGGCGCUAUCGCUGGCUUCGCGGUGACCGCCGGGUUCGAGAUCGCCCUCGCUUGCGAUGUGGUGGUCGCCGCUAAGGGCGCUAAGUUCAUCGAUACUCAUGCUAGGUUUGGGAUAUUUCCUUCAUGGGGUCUCUCUCAGAAGCUUUCACGAAUUAUAGGACCCAAUAGGGCCCGUGAAGUUUCUUUGUCAGCCACUCCCCUAACUGCAGAACAAGCUGAGAAGUGGGGUUUGGUAAAUCACCUUGUUGAAGAGAGUGAAUUGCUGAAGAAAGCCCGAGCAGUUGCGGAGGCCAUUAUUAAAAAUAACCAGGAUCUUGUGUUGAGGUACAAAUCAGUUAUAAAUGAAGGUCUCAAGCUGGAUUUGGGUCAUGCUCUUGCUCUAGAAAAGGCUAGGGCUCAUGAAUAUUACAAUGGAAUGACCAAGGAACAGUUCAAGAAAAUGCAAGAAUUCAUAGCUGGUCGAAGUGCAAGGAGACCUGCAGCCAAGUUGUAGCUGCAGUAGCUUACAAAACUAACUUUACUGUAAGUAAACUUGUUGGUUAAACAAAAAUGUCGAAAGAAGCAAUAAAUUGUGUUGCGGUUGCCAAAGUCACAGUAAUCUGCUUUUCCCCAUGUUCAGUU